ACAUGGUGACCCAAUUGAGGCAUUAAUUUUCAUAUGAAUGAUUAGUACAUUACCAUGGUGAUGGAGUAUUGGAGACCAUGGUUUUGGGGGCACACCGACAAGUACUACGUUGUUAAGUUGAGUCAAUUGAGGUUAGAAUUUGGAGCAACGUUGGGUGCUGCAAAUGACAAGAUAAUUGCAAUUCAGAUUACAGGAACAGCUACGAAGAAAGGGAAAGUUUCUUCUUCUUUUUCUUCUUCAACUCGUACCCAGAAACUAGGAUCCAUUCACACCACCUUCCCCCAAAGAUUCAUCAAUUCUAAGGCACCAACAAUCGUGUGGGACGCACGUGACUUCUGCGGGUUUCAUCUCUUGCUCAAACAUAGGUCCCUAAGUGGCACGUGCCAUAUGGCACUUCAUGUCUUACAUGGGGAGGGUGAUGUAGGAGAAUAUAAACCUGAAAUGGUGAUGGUUGGAGAAGUUUCCAUGAGCGUUACUAUGGCAGAGUUGAUGGAGGGGGAGGAGAUGAAGAAUGAGUCAAAUUGUUGUCAGGUUCAAAGAACACUUCCAAUCCAAUUGAAGGUGCAUGGGGUGUUCAUGGAAGCUACACUUUUGGUUUCAUUGAGCUUAUUGAAACUGAGAAAUUUUCAUGAUGACUUGCCUAGAGCAUUUGUAGACAAAGUGACAUGCCUUGGGGAGAAAAAUAAUGGGAAAGUUGAUGAUCAAGUUGAGCAAUGGAGUUCUUAUGAAUCGGAUGAGUUAUCUGUGUGUGAUUCAGAUGACUCAUCUGAUGAGUCCACCACUACAACCACAAGCAGUAGCAGCAGCAGUAGCACUAGCACUGCAAUUCACUGUAAUGGGUCAAGUGUUACAAGAUCAGAGAGGUUUGUGGACUCAGAUACAGAGACCUUUUUGGACACAAUGCAGAGGAGUUGGUCCAUGUUGCCAUGGAAUAGAAGCUUCGAGGGAUGGACUUUCAAAAGAACCUCCUCAAGUAAACGAGAGCCUUUGACCUCACAUUCAACUCAUUCCAUGGGACCAUACUUUGAUCACAAUAAAUGCACUGCAAGUGGCUGGGAAAAUAGGGAACUUUGGAGUAGAGAUGGGAAAACAAAGCUCAAAACCAAUGUGUUCUUUGCUUCCUUUGAUCAAAGAAGCAAAAAAGCAUGUGGUGAGAGUGCAUGUACAGCACUAGCAGUGUGCAUAGCUCACUGGCUUCAUUCCAACCACAACAUGCCAACAAGGGCUCAAUUUGAUAGCCUCAUCAAAAAGGGUUCCUCUAAAUGGAGAAAGCUGAGUCAUAGUGAUCACUACCUAAAGCUUUUCCCUGAUAAGCAUUUUGAUUUAGAGACAAUCUUGGAAGCCAACAUUAGGCCACUAGUUGUUAUCCCUCAAAAUUCCUACACAGGAUUUUUCUCCCCUGAGAAGUUUAAAUGCUUAGAAGGAGCCAUGUCCUUUGAUGAUAUUUGGGAUGAGAUAACUAGAAAUGAUGGUGUGGUUGAUCAUGAGCCAAGAAUUUACAUAGUGAGUUGGAAUGACCAUUUCUUUGUUCUGAAAGUGGAAGUUGAUGCUUGUUAUGUGAUUGACACUUUGGGGGAGAGGCUUUUUGAGGGAUGCAAAAAGGCUUUCAUGUUGAAGUUUGAUGGUUCAAGUUUGAUGCAUGCAAAGGGAAGUAAGAAAGGAAGAGGUGAGAUAGUUUGCAAAGGAAAAGAGUGUUGUAAAGAGUUCAUCAAACGCUUUCUUGCUGCCAUACCACUUAGGCAACUAGAAGAGGAAGAGCAAAAUAAAGGGACUGUCUAUAAUCCUUAUUUUCACAGGAAAUUGCAGAUUGACUUCCAUUAUAGUUUGUUAUCAUCCUUGUCUUCAGUUUCUUCAAUUGGUGAACCUUUACAACCUAAUUAUAUAGCAAGACAUUAGUUAUAUAACUCAAUUGCUAACCUUGUGAGUCUUGAGCAAUUGUUACAAUUAGAAAACCAAAAAACCCGGCUUCUUGUCUGAAGACAAAAUGUUCAGGUGAGAUAAGUCCUAAGCACUCAUUAGGAUAAGGUAAGCCUCAAAGCUUGAAGAGUGUUUAUAGAAAUACUUAUAGAUAACCUAUCAACAAGUUCCUUGCAUUGGUAAUAGGCUUCGAACUUAAAUUCUUGUAAGAUGAGUCUUAUUCUUAAAAACUAGACCAACUUUCGUUGGCAAAAACUCAGCUUCUUUUCUAGCAGAGUUUGCUGGCAGCUUCUUUUUGGUGACAACUACUACUAACCCUUUACAAAGUGUGAUUUUACUGGAUUGAGCAACCCAAAUAUCCAUUAGCAUCACUCAGAGAAUAAAACCUUUGAGGCUGAUUCUUGUUAACGUUGCUGUAUUUAGUGGAGUGGAUCUGAAUGAAAAAGAAAAGAAAUUGGUCUAGUGUAUGUACACAAGUCCUUGUACAUGUACAUUUAUGGUUUUAUUUUUUCCA
This is a messenger RNA of Glycine soja, 2431 nucleotides long. RefSeq lists its product as uncharacterized. The record is from RefSeq and is a predicted model, not a curated record. Lineage: Eukaryota; Viridiplantae; Streptophyta; Magnoliopsida; Fabales; Fabaceae. The coding region runs from base 55 to 1896 and encodes 613 amino acids. The transcript has 4 exons.